Cylindrotheca closterium is the source of this 2811-nucleotide messenger RNA. Lineage: Eukaryota; Bacillariophyta; Bacillariophyceae; Bacillariales; Bacillariaceae. The record is from the annotation of a GenBank genome assembly.
AUGUCUACUGUUGCGCUGAAAGGGAAACUAGAAUUGAUAGAAACAAAAGAGACAAUCCAGUCGACUGCGAAAGGUGAUUCUCAGCAUGACGAGAAGCCACUUGCAGCCAUCACAGCCAAAUCAAAAAAUCAAAGCGAAACCCCCCCAACCUGGAAUAAAGCUGCCACUAUAACUCGAAAAAUUAGGAAAUGGCACUGGAAAGGGAAAUGGGCUUUUGGUUCCCACAUCAAUGAAACCUUUGCCAACAAAAAUAGCGCGACACCUCUUCCCAAAAAGGCUCAUAAACUUCAACCAUUUCACUACUACUUUGAAGAAGAGGCAGACCCUUCUGACGUUGCUCUUCCUUCCCUUGCCCUACUUGAAUCUUUGCCGACGGAUCCCAACACUCCAAAAGUGGACAAUAUUGUGAAAAACAACGCCCAAUAUUCGGCAGGAUUGACAAGCCGUUCUACAAUGCAUGACCAAUUGCCAAACAAUCGUUUUAAGAAAAGGGCAGAAUUAUCUUUAUCUUUAAAGUCUUCAAAAGACGAUGGCAUGAAAGCACGCAGUCCGUGUAAGGCCGACCCGAGAAGUGAUGAUGCUACCACAACAUUGAGUGGUGGCCUUGCCCUUGAAGAAAAGGAGGGCAAAACUCUACCCAGUAGAUCUUCACUAUCAUGCUCAGGAGUGAAAAGCAAAACCAACGCAGAAAAUGCUACUGAUGCACCACAUUCCAUUCUGAACAAAACAUGCAUGGAUCCCAAGUCUCUCACGCCUUCGACAGAGGUGGCGAUAAUGCCCCGAAGGUUGUCGUCAGUUUCGAGGCAGAAUUACGAUGCAGAACCCAAAGUUGAGAAAGCAAUGAAACCCGAUUUGAAAUGUAAAUCAAAUGAGAAACGGAAAGUAUCGAGAAUUGACGAUUUAGGACAAAUGACCCCAGGCAAAUACGGAGCGAAAUUACAAGUUACAGGCCCAAAACAGCUGGAUCUUUCAUUGUCUUUUGCGGUGGUUUCUUCCACCGAUCCCCCGUUUACGGAUGCUCUUUCUUUCUUUCGUCACAAGAAUGGCGACAGCUUGGACCACGAGAACACAAAGAAUCUCGCCAAGUCAGCUGCAGAUGACGCCCACAAUCCUUGCCCUCCAAGCGGACUGUGGAAAGGGUAUUUUCAAAAUGCCACCGUGGGGCGUGGAAAGGGCACACAGAGAGUCCAAGAACAGUUCUACUUAUUUUUGAAUGCGCGCCCUGGUAACAACGCUGUAUUCUCCUUUGAUGGAGUGCAAAACCAAAUGCCACCAACGCAUUUUCAAGAUCCGAUUCUUGUCCGGGGAAGCGGAGAUAAUCAAUUUGGGAUGUUUGAAUUUUGUGGUCAUCUGAAUAUUUCUACUAUGGAAAUGGAGAUCCAACGACAGUAUGUCCAUGUAGAGGAAGAAAUUCCGACCACAAAGCCAUCUCCAAACAAGAAGAAAAAACAGCGGUUGGCUACACCUGUGGUAACGAGGCACAAGUCGACAAGGCCGUACUUCACUCGAAAGCGUCAACCAUCCUGGAAAGUCAAAUCGCAAGAAGGAAAUGGCGAAGAUGAAUCCUCCAAACGAAAAAAGCGAAAAAUGAAUGUGGAGACAUCUAACACGGCUGAGGGCUACUCAGAUGGAGGAAGGAUACCAAGUGAUAUUGUAGCGGCUGGUUCCAUGGAGUCAGUAGCUGAUUCAAUUCUGUUGUCCACAGGAUCGUGUAUCAACCACGUUGACACGGCCAAGACACCAAGUAAAAGGAAAUCAUCAAACCCUGUUGGUAUUGUGCGCAGGCAAGGACUGGCUGCUGGAACGUUCAAGACCAUCCCCAAGCAUACCCACAUUGCUGCAUUAUCGGAUGCAAUGAAGCUUCCUUCAACGGGUGAUGCACAACUGUCGAAGUGGAGGGCAGCUCAUUUCUUGUAUUAUCAACGGCAUGACCCAGAAGAGCCGCAACAGCAACAACAACAACAACAGGGGAAGUUUCAACAUUCAAAGCAGCAACAAUCUUCGACUGGGUCUUCUUUCAGCAGUACUUCAACGAACCCAAAGUAUGUCAUUUAUGAAGGGGAAAUGGUUGACUCGAAACGUGCAGGUAGAGGGACUUGUUUGUACUCAAAUAAUAUGCUAUAUGAAGGUGAAUGGAAAUGGAACAAGGAGCAUGGGUACGGCAUAGUCAUGACGUCUGACCGUACUCGAAUUAUCUACGAGGGUGAAUUUGAACGAGGCCGAAUGCAAGGGAAAGGAAUAUACUACUACGAACAAGCUAAAAACUCCAAAUGUACCGACGGAGGCGCUCGAUACACUGGGGAGUUCAAAGAAAAUAUGCGGAAUGGCAUUGGAAAGUACUAUCUUCCGGAUACGUCUGUCUAUGAAGGCAUGUGGAGCAAUGGGCUGAUGAAUGGUAGAGGUGUAUUAACAUGGGCUGAUAAUUCUUGUUAUGACGGAGAAUGGAAAGAUGGAAUACGUACGGGGCAAGGCAUACUCAAGACUUCGGAUGGAUUCUAUUACGAUGGUAUGUGGGUAAACAAUUCUAUGGAAGGGCGUGGUUUUGCCGUUUAUCCCUGUGGCCAAAAGUAUGAGGGACUCUUUUCGAAAGGACGUCGAGAAGGUCGAGGAACACUAACGUUGACAAAUGGAGUGGUAUAUGAAGGUAGAUUUCGUGAUGAUGCAGUCGAUGGUCAAGGCACAAUGAAAAUGUCACGUGCGACAGUUGUCCCAACAAAGAAAGGGAAGGAUGACUUCAUGGUUCCAAUAUCGUUUCAAUCCGACAUGAGCCAUAUUCAUGCAAAAGCGGGAUUCACAUCUGUAGGAGAAUGA